GAAAAUUGUAUGGUUAGCGUUGCCAUUGAUUUGUGAUUUCCUUUUCCUCUGAAACCUUGCUAUCAGUCGGUGUCGACAAACAUAUAUAAGUCAUGGGUAAACCUAAAGGACUCCGUACCGCACGUAAACAUCGUAAUCAUCGCCGCGAACAGCGCUGGCACGACAAGGACUACAAGAAAGCACAUUUGGGCACCCGAUGGAAGGCCAAUCCGUUUGGUGGCGCUUCUCACGCCAAGGGUAUUGUCCUGGAAAAGGUUGGCGUUGAAGCUAAACAGCCUAACUCGGCCAUUCGUAAGUGUGUUCGGGUACAGCUGAUCAAAAACGGCAAAAAGAUUACGGCCUUUGUCCCACGGGAUGGUUGUCUCAACUAUAUCGAAGAGAACGACGAAGUAUUGGUGGCCGGUUUCGGUCGUAAGGGUCACGCUGUCGGUGAUAUUCCCGGCGUCCGAUUCAAAAUUGUCAAAGUGGCCAAUGUCUCACUAUUGGCAUUGUAUAAGGAGAAGAAAGAGCGGCCAAGAAGUUAAAGAUUGAUUGGUUCGCCGAAGAAUUUAUUGAUCCAUUCAUUUAAUUGAUUUAAUUAUUAUAUAUUAAAAAUUGUAAUAAUAAUAAUAAUAAAAUGUUUUGAAUUAAUACAUGUUUUUCGACUAUAAGUUUUGUUUUAUAUCUGAUUAUUGAUUAAACUGUUGUCAAU
Oppia nitens is the source of this 691-nucleotide messenger RNA. RefSeq names its product 40S ribosomal protein S23 (gene RpS23). Gene Ontology annotation, cellular component: cytosolic small ribosomal subunit; ribosome. Gene Ontology annotation, biological process: translation. Bases 93 to 524 code for a protein of 143 amino acids. Gene Ontology annotation, molecular function: structural constituent of ribosome. The transcript is spliced from 3 exons. NCBI's taxonomy places the organism in Eukaryota, Metazoa, Arthropoda, Arachnida, Sarcoptiformes, Oppiidae. The record is from RefSeq and is a predicted model, not a curated record.